AAGAAAAAAGUUUGGACAAUAUCCCAAAGUUUAACUUACUCGCAAGUGCGCGUAGCGGAUAUUUGGACGGACGUGGAGUGGAGAUUGGAGAAGAAUCUUCACUUUUUCACCUUCGUUGCUUACACAAGACGCGAAUUGUACACAGUACCCACUAUUUGUCUAUCUCAUUUCAUCAUUUGCCGCCAGAACACUGCAACUAAUUUCCUCUCUCAGUCACACGUUAAUUCGUUGUUUCGGUGGCUGUUUUGGAUCAAUCUUCAGUGGUUUCUUCAAAGAUGGCUAGUAAAGCUUCGCCAUCCUCGGCUUCGAACCUUCAGUGGAAUCACGACGUCUUCCUAAGUUUCAAAGGUGAAGAUACCUACACGAAUUUCACCAGUCACCUUUAUACAGCUUUGGUCCAAAUAGGAAUUCACACUUUUAGGUGCAAUAUCGAGCUUGGGAGAACCGAAGAAGUUGCUCCAGCAAUACUGGAAGCAAUAGAAAAGUCAAGGAUUGCAAUCAUUGUUUUCUCUAAGAACUAUGCUACUUCAAGAUGGUGCCUUGAUGAACUUGUGAAAAUCUUGGAAUGCAGAAGAAAGGUCGGUCAAUGGGUUCUUCCCAUCUUCUAUGACGUCGACCCAUCGAAUGUCAGGAAACAGACAGGGAGUUUCUCGCAAGCGUUUAUGACUCACGAAGAGCAUUUCAGGGCUUUAGGGAUGAUAGAAAAGGUACAAAGGUGGAGGGAGGCUCUUACUGAAGCAGCAAACUUGUCAGGGUGGGAUUUAAGAAAAGUUGCUACUGGGCAUGCUUCAAAAUUUAUUCAAGGAAUUGUCAGCGAGGUCUCAACUAAAUUAAAGCAAACACACCUGAAAGUUGCUAUUUACCCAGUUGGAAUAGAAUCCCGUGUAGAAAGUGUGAUUUCAUUGCUACAUAUGGAUUCAAAUGAUUUUCGCAUCAUAGGAAUCUAUGGUAUUGGUGGAAUAGGUAAGACAACCCUUGCCAAGGCUGUCUACAACCUUAUCUUUCGCAGAUUUGAAGGUAGCAGCUUUCUUGCAUAUGUUAGAGAAGUUUCAGAAGAACCUAGUGGUUUGCUUCAGCUACAAGAAAAACUCCUUGCUGACAUUCUAGUGAAAGAAAACUUAAAAAUAAGCAGUAUUGACAUUGGAGUAAAUAUGAUCAAGAGAAGACUCAAAAGCAAAAGGGUUCUUGUUGUUCUUGAUGAUGUAGAUCACUUGAAACAAUUAGAAGCAUUAGCUGGAGAGUGUGAUUGGUUUGGUUUGGGAAGCAGAAUUAUUGUGACAACUAGAGAUAAAGACCUGUUAUGUGAUCUUCAAGUGAGUGAAAUAUAUACAGUUAAAGAGUUGGAUAAUGAUGAAUCCAUUCAGCUAUUUAGUUGGCAUGCUUUUGGUAAAGACCACCCUAAAGAAGAUUAUGUAGAGCUGUCAAAUGGUAUAGUGGAUCAUGUUAGAGGGCUUCCAUUAGCUCUUGAGGUCUUAGGUUCUUUUCUAUCAGGUAGAAGUGUGUCUGAAUGGAGAAGUGCACUAGAAAAACUCAAAAUAAUUCCUCCCAAUCAAAUUCAAAGAAAGCUUAGAAUAAGUUAUGAUGCAUUAGGUGGUGAUGCAGAAAAGGAUAUUUUUCUUGAUAUUGCUUGCUUCUUCAUUAGAGAGGACAAAGAUUAUAUAAUUAAAAUACUAGAUGGUUGUGGUUUCUGUUCAGAAAAUGGAAUCAAUACUCUUGUUCGUAGGUCACUUAUAACAAUUGAUGAAUAUAACAAGAUUAGAAUGCAUGACCUACUUCGAGACAUGGGGAGAGAAAUUGUUCGUGAAGAAUGCCCUAAAGAUCCUGGAAGACGCAGCAGACUGUGGUCUCAUGGUGAUGUUUUUCAUAUACUGAUGAAGAAGAUGGGAACAGGAGCAAUUGAAGGAUUAAUUUUAAAUUUGCCUAGAGAGGGAGAAUUAUGUUUAAAUGGCGAAGUAUUUGAGAAGAUGCAUAACCUAAGACUGCUCCAGCUCAAUUAUGUAAACCUCCCAAGAGGCUAUGAACAUUUUUCUAGAGAGCUAAGGUGGCUCUGUUGGCAUGGAUUUACUUUAAAAUUUAUACCAACCAAUUUUUAUUUGGAGAACGUUGUUGUGCUUGACAUGCAACAUAGCAGAAUCAAACAAGUCUGGAAGGAAAUAAAGUUGCUUGGGAACUUGAAAAUCCUUAAUCUUAGUCAUUCCCUUCGCUUACUCAAAACUCCAGACUUCACAGGUGUUCCCAAUCUUGAAAGGUUGAUCCUCGAAGGUUGUACAAGUUUGGUUGAGGUUCAUAAUUCCAUUGGAUGUCUUGAAAAUCUUGUUUUCAUGAAUCUGAAAGAUUGUAGAAAUCUUAUCAAUUUGCCAAGCAGCAUCUGCAAGUUGAAAUCUCUUGAAAAUCUCAUUCUCUCUGGCUGCUCAAAACUUCACAACUUGCCAUCUAAACCAUGGUAUUCGUUCUUCUUGACAUUGGAAUUUCCAAGAAAAAAUCACCGUUCCAUUCUUAUUCCACCAACUUCUUUCUCAGGUCUUUGCUCCUUAAAACGGCUUGAUCUGAGCAACUGCAAUCUACUAGAUGGCACACUACCUAGUGAUUUGGGAAACUUAUCCUCAUUGCAAGAAUUGCAUCUAGGAAAUAACAACUUUUGUAGCUUACCAGCUACCAUCAACGGCCUUUCUCAGUUACAACUUCUUCAGUUAGAAAAUUGUACAAGGCUAGAAUCCCUCCCAGAGCUUCCUUCAAGCUUAAAAGUCUUGAAUGCAAAAGGUUGCACAUCAAUGGAAAGACUAUCAAAUAUUAAAAGUUUAUUAUCAUUGGAAGUGUUAGAUCUCUGUGAAAGCAAUUUUUUUAACCUACCAGCCAGCAUCAGUCACCUUUCUCAGCUCCAAAUCCUUCGGCUGCAGAAUUGCACAAGGCUUCAGUCAAUUCCAGAGCUUCCAUCUAACCUUAAGAGCUUGAAUGCAGAUGGUUGUACAUCAUUGGAAAGAAUAUCAAACCUUGGGAACUUAGAAUUAUUGGAAGAGUUAAGCCUACGUAAUAACAAUUUUUGUAGUCUACCUGUUGGCAUUGGUCAACUUUCUCAGCUUCAAUACCUUUGGUUACAAGAUUGCACGAGACUUAAAUCACUUGAAGAGCUUCCUUCAAGUCUAAUAGAAUUGUUUUCAGAUGGUUGCACAUCUUUGGAAAUGUUACCAAAUAUGUCAAACUGCUACAACUUAUCAAGCUUGCUUCUAGGAGAUUGUGACAAGUUAAUUGAAAUUCAAGGCUUAGAGAGGUUGGGAAAUUUACGACGCAUUCACUUGGAUAGGUGCAACAAUUUGACAAAUACUUUUUGGAUGACUCUUAUCCAGGGACUGCACGAACGUGGUAGGUUUGACAUCUUCCUUCCUGGAAAUGAGGUUCCACAGUGGUUCAGCCAUCAAAGUAUGGGGUCUACAACAUCCUUUAAGAUUCCCGCUUCUUUGGAUUGUAAGAUUCAAGGGCUGAUUGUUUGUGCUGUAUAUGCUGCAUAUGAAGAGAGUGAUGAUGGGCUUAGACUUGCUUUUCUUCCUUACGCUAAUAUUGUUGAUAAAACAAGUGGAUUUGAAUGGAGCCUUGUGCCACAGUUCAAUGAGAUUCCAGUUACUACUGAAGAUCACUUGUGGUUGAGCCAUAGAACACAUACUGAAACUGGACUUUGGUUGGAAGCUGGGGAUGAAGUGGACGUUUCAAUAGAGGCUGUACAAGUAUUCCAUGUGAAGAAGUCUGGGGUCCAUCUGGUAUAUGAUGCAGAUGAGUAUUGUUCGGAUCCUGUUGUCAUUCAUAGGGACUAAAUUUUGUAGCAUUGCCAACUUGGGAGUCAACGCAAUAACUUGGUUGAGUUUAAUCAAUUGCAGUGACAGAACAGUAAUGGGUAUGAUUCUCUCCCUUUUUUCUGGGUUUUCUGAAAUUUUGAUUAUGAAAAUGCAGGUUUAUCUAUUCACUAGUCAGGACUCCUGUAAUGUACGGGCUUUCUUAAGCAAGAUUGAAGUAUAUGGGACCUUAUGAGUUAUGACAUUCCAAAUUGGGCCAAGCGGUCUAUGUCAAAUUCAAGCAUUAUUUUUGUGCUAUGUAUUGUCAAAUAAAUUUUAUUUAUUUA
Molecule: messenger RNA, 4111 nt
Organism: Nelumbo nucifera (sacred lotus)
Lineage: Eukaryota; Viridiplantae; Streptophyta; Magnoliopsida; Proteales; Nelumbonaceae
Product: TMV resistance protein N-like
Biological process (GO): defense response; signal transduction
Molecular function (GO): ADP binding
Source: RefSeq, a predicted model, not a curated record